AUGGCACCACCAGAAGACGGCACCCCGCUCUCCCUCAAGCCCUUCCCCGUCUCCGACAAGAAGCCCAAGAAUGUCGCCGAGUUCAUUGCCCGCGUCAACGCCCAGCCGGGUGGCUUCCGUGCGCUGUCGGCCGCGAAGCUGAGAGAGGAGGCUGCCAGACAGGCUCGGGGAGGCGCGGCUGAAGUUGCCGAAGAUGUCGACAUGGCGUCCGACGACGACGACGGCGACGACGACGACGACGACGACGACGACGAUGAGAGCCACGACGCCAACGACACCGCCGACCCCCUCCAGGCGCGAUUCGAGGUCCUCAAGAAUGUAGAAAUAGCUGCCCAGACGGCCAUGCUCACCCUCGAUUCCGUCUCGCUCCUCCUUUCCAAGCAGAACCCGACUCAGGCCAGCCUGACCCUGUCCAAGCAGCUCCGCGACGUCGUCGGUAUCGGCUCUCUCGGCUCAGAUCGCCUGGCCGAGCCCGCCACCGACCAGGCCAAGGACAAGGACCAGGAGACUGUCGCGCUGGGGUGGACGCUCAUGGAGAUCAACAAGACGAGGGAUUCGGCCAAGGCAGCCUGUGCCUUCCUGACUGACGAGAUGGAGUCGGAGACCAAGUACUGGGAGGACAUCAUCGGUGUCCAGGCCAAUGGGUGGUCCGUCUGCAAGAUGCCCCAGGAUAGACAUACCCUCGGAGUCAGGGUCGGUUUCUCCGAAGCUAUCCCCGAAUUCAGAGCCAUGGGACUUGUACCGAUAAGGAGGCACGAGGAUGGCUCGGCCAACCUGGACGGCAACCUCCUCCGCCUCCUGUCGCAGAGGCUCAUCAUCACCUGCGAGCGAGACGGCCAGGUGCUCGGCCGCUGCGCCCUCGACCUAUCCAACGACGAGGAUGCAGCGCUGGAGACCCGCGUCCUGGAGGCACGCAACAAGCUCUUUGACGAGGAGCUCUGGCACGAGCUCGGCCGCGAAGCACGUUCCUUGGCCGCCUACGACGUCAACCUCCUCGGGUCGACCCUCACAUACGACGUGGACGGCGGCAUCAAGGUCACGAUGCAGUUCCUCUCACCAGACUCGCCGCUAGCACCAGACGUGUCAUCUCUGCCAGUAGACGACACGGCCGAAGCCAUAUCGCUGACGCUGCAUAUACUACUAAGCUACGCCCACCGGUUCAACGAGCUGAUGCGCAAGCGGCCGCUGCCGCCUCACUAUCCGCGCAACCGCGGCCAAGUUGCGACUCUGCUGCGUCCCAUAAUCGCAAGGUCCAUGUGUCUGCGUAGUAUCGAGUCGUGCACCCGUUUCGUCGGCGGGCUCGUCCGGACCCUGCGCAAGGCCGGCCUCGACUCCUCCUUCAUCCUCAACACCAGCCACCAGCCCCCCCCCUCCGAGGCCUCGUCGUCGGCGCGCAACGGCGGCGGCCCCCACCAGCUCCCCGCCUCGCAGCUCUUCGUCCGCAACAUGCUGCAGCCGGCCGACUUCUACGUCGUCGUCAACCUCGUCCCCGACGUGACCUUCACCAUCCGCGGUCGCACCCUCCUCCACCCCAUCACCGCGACAUACUACUACAUCCUCCCUUCCCCCUCGCUCGACCAGGUGUGCCCCCCCCACCGAGACGCGUACACGACUAUGCGCGCCCUGUCUGAGUACCUCUGCACCGCCACGGGCAGGCUCCUGACGGAAUUCUUCCUCGCCCGCCUCCCGGCGGAGGAUGAUGCGUGGACCCGCAACAUGCAGGGCACGGCCAUCCGUCGCACGGAUAACAGCUCCUUCCAGUGCCUGUUCCACGUGGGGACCGAAGAGUCCGAGCGAGACGACAUCACGUCUGAUACUGACGACGACGCGGCCCUCCCGCUGCCCGUCCUCUCGGUCCACGCCAACACAUCCGUCGACGGCAAGAACUUUGCACGGACGUUGACGUGGGCCGGCCACAAGGAUGACGACGAUAACGCACCGUCUACGUCGCUGGAGCAGGCUGUCAAGGGGAUGACAGAGUCGUUGUCAAGGGUAUAA
Geosmithia morbida is the source of this 1998-nucleotide messenger RNA. RefSeq lists its product as uncharacterized. The transcript is spliced from 3 exons. The record is from RefSeq and is a predicted model, not a curated record. The coding region runs from base 1 to 1998 and encodes 665 amino acids. Gene Ontology annotation, molecular function: transcription coregulator activity. Gene Ontology annotation, cellular component: mediator complex; core mediator complex. Lineage: Eukaryota; Fungi; Ascomycota; Sordariomycetes; Hypocreales; Bionectriaceae. Gene Ontology annotation, biological process: regulation of transcription by RNA polymerase II.